Molecule: messenger RNA, 3092 nt
Organism: Styela clava
Lineage: Eukaryota; Metazoa; Chordata; Ascidiacea; Stolidobranchia; Styelidae
Biological process (GO): signal transduction
Source: RefSeq, a predicted model, not a curated record
AUUUUACAUAUAAGGAAACAGUUGAUAACUUAUGUGGUCACUGAUCAUGGCUAUGUAAGUUGGAAUUUUCCCUGAUCACAUUUAACAUAAUCAAGCUUUUUUCGCCUGCCAACAUCUGACUAUUGGUGUAACAAAAUGGAAUUAAAAGUAUGGGUUGAAGGAAUACAGCGUGUUGUUUGUGGGAUUACUGAGCAGACAACAGUUCAAGAGGUUGUUAUUGCAUUGGCACAGGCGACAGGUCGCACCGGAAGAUAUACUUUAGUUGAAAAAUGGAAAGAUAUGGAAAAGCUUUUGCCUCCAAGCGAGCAUCCAAUUAAGGUUUUAGAGAAGUGGGGAGAAUACGCAAGCGAUGUCCAAUUCUUACUCAAGCGUACAGGAGCAAGUACAACAAGCAGUGAUGUGGAAAAUAUAAAAGCACCAGAACGCAAUCAUUACAGACAAAGUCUACCACCACUUGCUAAAAAUAGAGAGAAGAGUGAGAUGUUACAAGGCCUCAAAAGAAAAGAACCCAAACGGAAAUCACUUACAAUAACUGGUGGAACUUCACAAAAUUAUGGUGAUGAUAGCAGAGACAAACGAAGCCAGAACAGCAAUGGUAACAACAAUAGAACUCAGAUUUCAACAGAGGAUGCAAGACCUUCUCGUUAUGAUCGAUCAACGUCUGGUUCUGUCCCGGCAAAUGUCAGAAAAGCCGCUGAAAAAUUCAGUUCUAAUGCACUGAACAAAGACUCUGGGAGACGAGAUAAGAGCCGAGAUAGAGACGGUAAAUCGAAAAGUAAACACAAAUCUGAUAAAAAGACCAAAGAAGAUGACAGAAAAGUUUCCGCAAAAACUCCUCUGAUGCCUCCUCACACGCAAGGAGGAAGAAACAAUGUCAGUUCUGCAACUGAAGCUCUUUUUCCUUCAGAAACCAAGAGUGAUGUGUUCGCAAAAUCUCCUAUAAGAAAAAAUGCAGAUAACCAGAUAAAAAAUGUUAAUAUCAAAAGUGGUGGAAAAGUUCCACUUAUGCCUCCAACGAAUAAAGUAUUGCGCAAUCGGAACCAAAGCAACAGUUUUGACAAGCCACAAGCAUCGCCUAGCUCUCCAAGUAGUUCAGAAAAUCAUUCAAAUAAUUUGAGUUCCAGUUCAAUGACUCCAACACCAUUCUCGUUGCCCAAUGAAAACAAACUCUCAAACUCUUCAUAUAGAUAUGGUAAUUCGCUACCUCGGUCGAAAAAGAAAUCAUGGAGUGAAGCAAAUAGUUCUUCUGUAGAUGAUAGCAAAAAGCAAUUGAAUAAAGAAACGAAUAGACGAUCUGCGUUGAUGCCACCAACUCAAAAGCAACGCGCCAUGACACCCAAUCCACAAAUCCAUCGAGAUGCUUAUCAAAACAAUUCGAGACAUAGUUAUCAUCCGACCUCGCCCGUUCCAAUGCAGUCUAGUAAAUUAUCAGAGCAAGCAAGAGCGAAAGAAGAUUUUUCAAAGUUAGUUUCUGAACAGCAGAAGCAUGUUGAAGAGCAAAAAGACACGAUAUCAGCAUUGGAUAAACAAAUUCAAAUUAUUAUUGACGCAAUGCAACAGAGGGAUAGGGAAAUAGAGGCUCAAAUUACACAGCUAGAAGAGAAAAAUAGAUCGCUAGAGAUUGAAUAUGAAAGUGAAUACAAUGUCCCUGAAGAGCUUUCAGCAGAAGACGCAAAAGAAUCCAUGACAAAAAGACAAAUGAGUAAUCUACAAGCUAAAAUAGAUCGAUCGUCAGCUGAUAUUUCUGCUUGCUUAAGAAAGAAAGAGGAUCUAACUAAGGCAAUUGCUGAAGAGAGUCAUCUACAGAGAGCAAAACAACAAAGAGUGGCCGAAAAUAAUAAAAACAUUGCAAUGAAAAGUAAAAAGGAUAUUGAUCAUAUUAAUUGGAAUCUUAACUCAAUGAAAGAUGAAAUUGAAAGAAUUCAAAGCCAAAUUGUCAACAGAGAACAAGAUAUUGAUCAUAAAUAUUCAUCUCUCGAUUUAUUGAAUCGUGAAUUACGUCAAGUCAACUUACAACAGUUCAUCAGGAAAACAGGAUCCAAAGUAACAGUCUUGCCACCUGAGACCGAAGAAUCCGACACUAGAGCUCAAUCCAUGAGAAGAAUGUAUGAAUCAAGUCCUUCUCUCAAUGUAGGUGGGUCUCGUUCACCAUUUUCAGCUGCUCCACCCCCACCACAAGCUGGCAAUUCUGAAGGUGUAUGGGUCUGAUGGAACUCUCAAUUCUGCUGUACAAUAAAUGUUCCAUUACCAUAUUCCACUGCUGUGCAUGCUGUUACAGACUACCUGUUUCUUGUAACGGCUAUUAAUCAUAAAAAAUAUGGAUUUUGUCUGUAACAAAAUCAUAUGUAUCAAGUCGAUGUGAACUAUGUGCUGUUAAUAGAUCACUUUCUUUUUGCAUUUCAAAGAACAUCUGUCUAUCUACUUGGUAUACAGAUAAAAAAGACAAUCUAAAUGUAAUUCAGAAUCCAGCAUUAUCGUCUGGAAUUCAUUUCUGUGUAUUUAAUAAGAAUCAAUAACAUUCCAUGCAUCAUUUUUUGCAAUUUUAACUCUAAAAUUAAUUGGUUUGAUGCACUUUCAAGCCGAAUUCUAAUUUUAAAUUCAUCUAGAAAUCCAGGAUAUGGGUAACUAAACUUCAUUUGCUUCUCCAUCUCAAAAAAGUGAUACAACAGCAGAACUUGAAUAUUGUUCACCUAAAUUCUGAUUUCUAGGCAGAAAAAUAUUGAUUGUGGUUGACAAAUAAAAUUGAUUGUGCCUCUUCUCUGCUAACUGUCGCUAUGUCAUUUGGAAUAUUAAUUUUUAUGCAUUUUUGUUUUUCUCUAGCAGUAUUAUGAUUCACUUAAAAUAUAAUGUGAAUUAAGUGAGAUGACGCAUCUUCAUCGUUGAAAUAAAUCAGAAUAUGUUUUAUAUUGUUAUUUUCUUUUAUAAUUUUUUGUUUGACAAUAUAUCUUUUAUUCACAAAAAUCCAUGAAGCAUAUUGAUCAGAUUAUCAUUCGAUGGAACUUUGUUUUGACCAAUUUGUACACUGCCCUUGCUUUACUUUUUUUAUUAUUGUCUAACUAUGUCAGUUGAAAAUAAAUGGUACUUUAUAUAUA